Molecule: messenger RNA, 678 nt
Organism: Coregonus clupeaformis (lake whitefish)
Lineage: Eukaryota; Metazoa; Chordata; Actinopteri; Salmoniformes; Salmonidae
Product: protein FAM107B-like
Exons: 4
Coding region: 266-670 (134 amino acids)
Source: RefSeq, a predicted model, not a curated record
UCACGUUGGCCCGCCCAUUCAACGUUAAUCUGAAAUGUCUAUAGGUCCGGAGUGUGUAUGUGUGUGCAGUUGAACAGUUUCGAAGGAGAAAAGCAGAAUAGCAGACACACCUAAACGGAGAAGUGAUCUGGAGACGCACUAAUGAGGCUCAAAACCACUUUGUCCUUUUAAUUAUUAAACUAGUCCAGUUGGAGAAGUAGCGUCGGGAUCGAGUUUAGAUCGGUGUGUGGACCCAGGUCUGUCUCUGUCUCUGGGCAGGAGUGUGAUGGCUGAGCCGGACUAUCUGGAGGGGGACUGUGAGGAGCUGAUCAAACCCAAGAAGCUGUUGAACCCAGUCAAGGGCUCCAGAAACCACCAGGACCUCCAUCGAGAACUCAUGAUGAACCAAAAGAGGGGCCUGGCUCCCCAGAACAAACCGGAGCUCCAGAAGGUUCUGGAGAAGAGGAAGAGAGAGCAAGUUCUCAAGGCUCAGAGGGAGGAGCAGGAGGCCCACACCAAGAGGAGCGACCUGGAGAUUGAACUCAUGAAGAGACAACAGAAACUAGAACAGCUUGAGCUGGACCAGCAGAAGGAUGAGGAGGAGCAGGAGAACACCCCUGAGUUUGUGAAGAUGAAGAGCAACCUGAGAAGGACCAAGCAGGAGGCCGAUGGGGAUGAACUUACCACUUAGGGAGCCAC